CCGCGCACGCGAACCAGUCAGAUCAAUGUGAGCUCGAUUCCGCGGCGAUUCUGUGCCGAAAGACGGGCGGGGUCACUACAAUUUAUUUAAUCGCGAGCCGUAUCCCUAAAAGUUAACAACUAAGACAGAUUUAAUUUUUUCAAAUUUACAUACGCGUUUAUUGACGUCUCUUACGCCAUCUGCAGGACCUGACACAUGUCGCAUCAGUCUCCGCGAGUACUCGGACCGGUGCGGCGCCUUUAGGUAAAACCGUACGGUAGUGGGGGAAACUGUCUGUGAAUAACCGGCUCAGAGUAGAGGUAAAGAAAAUAAAAUAAAAUAAACCAGAGGAAGAGAGACUUAGAGAGAGAGAGAGAGAAAGUUGACGUAGGACACGUGAAAUAUCCUGUUGAGAGUCAGGUAUAAAAAUAUGUCCAACUCGAAAAACCGAAUUGAUCUAGAGAAACCAAGAUGGGACCAGAGUACUUACAUCGGACGAGCUAAACAUUUUUUCAAUUUAACAAAUCCGCUAAAUGUCUUCGCGUCUGAAAAUGAACUCGAAAGAUCCCGAGAUAUCGUUUCUAAAUACAGAAAAGGGGAAUCACUGGAGAGUCUUAAAAUAACAGAAGAUGAAUUAUGGAAGAACAAAUAUUUAUAUGACAGCGCAUAUCAUCCCGAUACUGGUGAAAAAAUGCUCGUUAUUGGGCGUAUGAGUGCCCAAGUACCCAUGAAUAUGUUGAUCACCGGCUGCAUGCUGACUUUUUAUAAGUCGACCCCAGCUGUCGUGUUUUGGCAAUGGUGCAAUCAGUCAUUCAAUGCGGUGGUUAAUUACACGAAUCGCAGUGGCGCCAGUCCAAUUCCGACUGAGACACUGGUACGCAGUUAUGUUGGAGCAGUAGGUGGCGCUGUUAUCACGGCGCUGUCAUUAAACCGGUUGGCACGUCAUGCCCCGCCAUUGGCAGGUCGGUUGGUUCCACUGGCCGCGGUCGCUGCCGCUAACUGCGUAAACAUUCCGCUUAUGAGGAUAACAGAAUUGCAAGAGGGAAUUGAGCUUCAAAAUGAGGAAGGAAAGAAAAUGGGCCACAGCAAAAAAGCUGCAAAAGAAGCCAUCGCUUCUGUUACCAUGUCGAGAGUUUUAAUGGCGUCGCCUAGCAUGGUCUUGUCCCCAAUACUGAUGAACUUCUUGGAGCGACGCAAGAUGUUGGCCAGAGCAAAAUGGGCGGCAGCGCCAAUUCAAUUAGCAGUUUGCGGUGUCUGUUUGACCUUCGCGACUCCCCUCUGCUGCGCACUCUUCGCCCAACGAGUCCCGGUGUCUAUUGAUCAUCUAGAGCCUGAGGUGCAGGAAGAAAUACGAGCUAAAGACCCUAAUAUCAAGAUGCUUUACUACAACAAAGGGUUAUGAGCACAAGUUAGGUUACGGUCCAAACACUGGGCGCCAUUUUUCGGUGUACUUUGAACUCUGCUAUACAGGUGGCUGCUGUUAGAUGUUUUGUUUGCGGUUAGACUGCUAUAGCACAGAAUUUAAACAAAAAAAUAUCAAUAAAUAUUUCAGAAUGGAAUAUCAUGACACAAAAAAACGUUAUACAUAUAAAUCAAAAAAUAAUUAAAUGAAUCUCUGAGAUGCAUUUACGUCAAUUACGUGGACUGACA
Microplitis mediator is the source of this 1629-nucleotide messenger RNA. It is a transcript of the gene Sfxn1-3, whose product is annotated as sideroflexin-3-like. Gene Ontology annotation, molecular function: monoatomic ion transmembrane transporter activity. Gene Ontology annotation, biological process: serine import into mitochondrion; monoatomic ion transport. The transcript has 5 exons. The record is from RefSeq and is a predicted model, not a curated record. Gene Ontology annotation, cellular component: mitochondrial inner membrane. NCBI's taxonomy places the organism in Eukaryota, Metazoa, Arthropoda, Insecta, Hymenoptera, Braconidae. The coding region runs from base 410 to 1381 and encodes 323 amino acids.